Molecule: messenger RNA, 1368 nt
Organism: Dacryopinax primogenitus
Lineage: Eukaryota; Fungi; Basidiomycota; Dacrymycetes; Dacrymycetales; Dacrymycetaceae
Product: MFS general substrate transporter
Exons: 8
Coding region: 1-1368 (455 amino acids)
Biological process (GO): transmembrane transport
Cellular component (GO): fungal-type vacuole membrane
Molecular function (GO): transmembrane transporter activity
Source: RefSeq, a predicted model, not a curated record
AUGGAUACAACACGUCUCGAGCUUGGCCCUCCGCCAACUAGCAUUCUGGACAAGCAGGAAAUCGAGUCAUCGGCUACUCCUUCCCGAUCGGACUUGAGUGUUGGGCUGCCCCCGGUAGACGGCGGGCUCCAGGCCUGGAUCUUUGUCGGUUCCGCUACGGCGUUAGACGUUCGUUUGGGGGAUCGAGUCGCCUUUGGCACUUAUCAGAAUUAUUAUACCUCGUCCAAUGAUUCCCCGAUUCUGGGUUCUAGCAUUUCUUCCGUCGCGGCGAUCGGGACGACCUACCUGGCGACUCAGUACAUCCUCGGCUUCCUGCUCAUGCCCCUGCUUAAGCGGUAUCCGCAGCACGUACGCUUAGCUCUCUGGGUUUUCCUCGCUAUCGAAUGUGUGAGUCUUAUCAGCGCCAGCUUCGCGACCCAGACCUGGCACCUCAUCCUCCUGCAAGGAAUCAUCCCCGGAAUCGCCGGAGCAGUAUUCUACGGCCCUGCACUCCUGUGGCUCUCCCAAUGGUGGGUAGAACGCUGCGGCCUCGCAUGCGGGAUCAUGUUCUGCGGCACCGGAGCGGGGGGAGCGAUCUUCCCCCCUAUAAUCGGUGUCUUGCUCCAGCAUCUCGGGUUCCGGUGGACACUUCGGAUCUGGGCACUGGCGUUCACGUUGGUCAUGGCUCCUGCUAUAUACUUUAUGAGGCCGCGGUAUCCGCCGGCUAGGCUGAAAGAGGGCGACGAUAGGAAGAUCAAUUGGUCGCGGUUUGUCAAUCCUGUUCUUGCGGUUGUGUCCGCAAGCGUAUUCAUACAGGCGCUUGGCUAUUUCCCCGUGUCGAUCUACAUCCCUACCUACACUACCUCCCUCGGUCUGCCGCCGCUUGACGGGCAACUCGUUUUGUCUGUGUUCAACAUAUGUACCCUGAUUGGACAAGUAUUCCUAGGAUGGCUCUGCGACAAACUCCACUUCCACGCAGCCAUCAUCGUAGCAGGUAUCGGCUCGACACUAUCAGCGUUCUUGAUCUGGGGCUUCGCGAGCAACCUGGGCAUGAUCUUCGCUUUCGUGAUCGUGUUUGGGUUUACGGCUGGCGGUUUCUCAUCCAUCUUCGCACCCGUAGGUGCUGCCGUAUUUGGUUCUGAUCAGCUCUCGGCCGGGGUCAUACCCGGAUACCUAGGGGCUCUACGAGGCGUCGCCGCUAUCAUCGGCCCGAUCGUUUCUGCAACCCUGUACACGCCUGGCGAACCCCCGCUUUCGGGCAUAUACGGCAUGUAUGGGUUUGGGAAGAUGCAGAUAUUUGUGGGUGUCAUGACUGCUGUUACUGUUGCGGGUGGGAUCGGGUCCUGGGCAUUUGCGAAGGCGGAGAUGCGCCGUGGGAGAGUGGAAUAG